AGAGACACUUCAAUUCGGUUCAUUUCACUUUACAGGUUUUCUGCUGGGAUUUAUCAGAAAUGUGUUUGAGAUGGAUAAAACUAGUUAUAAACGAAGAAGACUGAUAUUUAGAUAGUGAAAGUGGCAUAUUAUGUGUUGUUAAUUUACUGUAAAUUUGUAUUGUGUUGAAUGAUUGAUGUAACGACCAGUGUACGGCAAGAUGGACGAAUUGUCUAAGGGCAUGACACAAACAGGAAGCAUCGCCGCAACUGACAAAAUUCAAGAAAUUGAUGAUGGCGUAGUGCGUGUUCCGCGGCACGCAAGCCAAGUAUGCUAGCGUUGGUAGAGCAACUGCGGUCAUACCUCGGUGGAGGAUGCUCGUCGACGCCGAUAAUUUACUUAAAUGAGUCGUGUAUGGAAUGCGAGCGGGUGCGGGCUGCCUGCGAGCGGCUGGGUACAGUGGCGGCGGCGCCCAGCCCCGACGUGCUGCCGGCGCAGCCCCAGCCGCCACAGUCUCCGACCUACCUCAUCACAGCGCCCUUUGAUGGCGAACUCUUCGACGCGGCACACAGAGCAAAAUACAGGGUGCUGGGUCCGACGGCGGUGCUGCAGUUGGUCGAGCGCGACGAGCCGCCGCCCGCCAAUGCGCGGCCGCUCUACACGCUCUCCAUGCGCGGCGCCGUCAUAUGCUUCUCCGGAUUCCGAAAAAAAGAUGAGCUUACGAACCUAAUAACCUUGAUCCACUACAUGGGCGGGUCGAUCCGCAAGGACAUGUCGAGCAAGGUGACGCACCUGAUCGCGGCGGCGGCCACGGGAGAGAAGUACCGGUACGCCUCGGGCUUCGGGCUGCCGGUGCUGGCGCGCUCGUGGGUGGACGCCUGCUGGGAGCGCCGCGACGACCCCGCCUGCCUCGCCACUGAUGAUGCCAUCAUUAAAGAGCAUAAACUGAAGGUGUUCGCGGGCGCCCGCGUCUGCUUCAUGGGUUUCCCAGAAGAUGAGACGCAGCACAUGGCCGAGGUGCUGGCCAGCAACGGCGGCGCCGCUUGCGCCAUCGACGACCCCGACUGCACGCACGUUGUAAUGGCCAAUGGGGAGACUUUCGGUCGUUCGCUUAUCCUAUCCCCCCACUCGACGCCCACCUCCUCAGCCAAAGUGUCCCGCGCGACUCCCAACCGCUCCCAGUCCACUCCCAAGAGCUCUCUGUACCGCAGACUGUCGGCGCGGCUGUCGGGCCGGCGCUCGAGCCCCAAGCUCGACGACAAGGAUAGAGAAAGCCGUGUCCAACUUGCAAGGGAUAACAUACGGGAGAAACACGCUAUGUCCAAAGAUGAAGUCGAUAAUACCAGUAUUAUUAGUUGUAUAGGAAAAUCCUACAUCGAUGAUAUGUAUAUCAACAACGAUGUCAAUAAGAGUACGCCUAACAUAGAUGUUAUAGAAUUUCGCAAAUACAAAAGUUGCGACAAGGAAAAUAGUGAGUCUCCGGUCCAGCGCGGCGCUGCCGGUGUGCACGCGAGAGACAAACGAGAAGUGUUUAGAAAUAAGUCAAUGAACGUUUUCAAUUUAGUCGAUUGCCUCGCGGAGGCUGGAUCUCUGCAUUCCUCAUUUACGAAAAGCUUGUGCGAUUUAGACUCCAAAGAUGAAGCGGGGUUCUUACUACCGACGUCGACAGUCGGCAAGGAGCUGCAACAGUCUACUACGACAAUAUCCUCUGGCAAGAAGAGAAGCCGGAACUCUACAGACUCCAAUUUUGAAGUUAGCGUUGUCAAUGUCAACAGUUCUCCUGACAAAUGUGAAGACAGUCACUGGAAAUCUAUUAAGAGGCUUAAAAUUAAGGAUUCAUUCAAAUUUAAGAGUAGGCCCGCUAUAUUUAAGAGAACCAAAAAAGAAUCUGUCUCGAAGACUUCCGGAGAUAUAACAGUGGAGCCGGUGAGUCCGGACAGCGUGAAGCCUACAGACCCGGCCGGGGAAUUUGUGGCUUCCACGUCCUCGCCCAUACGAGAGGACGACAACGCCUCCAUCUGUUCCAUAAACACGAGCAAGCAAUCCGGUUUCUUCGAUACCUCGUUCGCCACCAAAACUGUAAAGUCGGCAUCAAAAUUGCGCAGGAGCGUAAAGUCGUUCACGGCGUCAUUCCGCAGCGAGCGCAAAAAGAAGUAUGAGAAACGGGCGGAGCGGAACACGGUGCUGGUGGACGCGUGCCACCUGCCCGACAUGAACGUGUCCACGCCCAAGCGCGCCGUGAACGAGAUGACGCUGGACAUAUCUCCCGUGCAAGUGGACACGGUGGACAGCACCGACCCCCCCACGCCGCUGAGAGGCCCCGCGGACGAGCUGGACGACUCCGCGAUAUUCAAAACGCCGCAGAGUGUGUGGCCCCCCCUCCGCGCCGCCCGCCCCGCCGCGCUGUCGCCCCGCGACGCCCGCCCGCAAUGCCACGGAACCCCGCUGCCGGUGGUGGACGAACAUAACACGGCUGCGGCGCCAGAGUGCUCCGUGCGCGUACACGUCGUGAAGGCAGAAUGGUUUUGGGCGUCCGUCCAAAACGAGGAGGCACAAGAUGAGCGGGAUUAUCUCUUCAAAGAUUACCUGGACGAGGUGUCGCGGCGGUCGUCGCUGGGCGGGGCAGCGGCGGGCGGCGGCGCGGAGGAGGAGGCGGGCGGGGCGGCGCCGGCCACAUCGACGGCGGGCAGCACGCCGGCGCAGCUGCAGCGGCUGCGCAAGCGCAAGAUCCGCGGCGGCGAGGGCGCGCUGCACAAGCGGCGCUCGUCCGUGAGCGACGCCGUGCUGCUCAGCCUGUCCGGCAACCUGCUCGACUGCACGCCCUCGCCCGACGGCAAGCAACGACUUGAAGAGUCCGAAGUGCCUGAUAAUGUGGUCCGGAAGCUACUGUCCCCUCGGCAGCAAGUUUUUAUGGAAUUACUGCAAACUGAAUCUAAUUACGUUGGGAUAUUGCACACGAUAGUCACAUUGUUCAAACAACCGUUAGAGGAAAUGACCGAGGAGGACACCAGUAAUGGGAAGAGUCAGCCGUUGCUCAAUAAUACUGAACUGAGAAAUAUUUUUGGAAACUUACCGCCUAUUUAUGAAUUACACCAGCGUAUGCUGGAAGACCUGCGGCAUACGCAGUCGCACUGGAGCGAGGAGGCCAGCAUCGGCCGCAUCGUGCUCAAGUACACGCCCGACAUGCUGAAGGCCUACCCGCCCUUCAUCAACUUCUUCGAGAACACCAAAGACAUGCUGCAGCAGUGUGAUCGUGAGAACCCAAGAUUUCAUGCAUUCCUGAAAAUCUGCCAGACUAGACCAGAGUGUGGCAGACAAAGUUUACAGGAACUCCUAAUAAGACCAGUGCAGCGAUUACCUAGCAUAAGUUUAUUACUAGACGAUAUACUGAAGCACACACACAAGAACAACCCGGACCACUGCGCUCUGGUGUCGGCGCUGGCGGGGCUGCGCGAGGUGAUGUCGCACAUCAACGAGGACAAGCGCCGCACCGAGGGCCAGCUGCAGAUGUUCGACAUCUACCACGACAUCGAGCACUGUCCCGCGGACCUAGUGUCGUCACACCGGUCGUUCGUGGCGCGCUGCGAGGUGGUGGAGCUGUCCAAAGAAUUGUCGGGAAGGGGGGACCACCUCGUGUUCUUUCUGUUCACUGACACUAUGGAAGUCUGCAAGAAACGAUCUAAGGCAUUUAACAGUAAGAGUCCUACGAACGGCACCAGCACGAUGCGGUCCAGCAAGCCGUACCGCCACAUCCAGCUCAUGCCGCUCAGCACCGUCAAGCGGGUCGUGGACAUCCGCGAGGCUGAAGACUGCCACAACGUGUUCGCGCUGAUGUGCCGCAACAACCAGGAGCUGAAGGAGCAGCUGUACUCAUUCAUGAUCACCGACGACGCGGUCGACAAGCAGACCUUCCUGCGACAGCUGUGUCGACAGAUGGCCAACACUGUCUGCAAGGCUGAUGCUGAUAAAUUUCUGGCGAGCCUAGAGUCUCACCAGCUGGACAUCGACACCAGCGACCUCGCGCUCAGCACACUCUCCAAAGUCUCAAAGUUCGCCGCACGCACCAGAAUAAAGCUGGAGGCGCUGGCGGGGCUGGGCGGCUGGCUGCGCGCGGAGCCGGCGGCCGGCCUACUAGACACAUGGGUAUUGCGCGCUCACUUACUCGCACAGGUGGGGCGAGCGCUGUCGUUCAACAAGACGCCGUCGAAGCUGAAGCGCGCGAUGUCGUCCAUGAUCUCCCCGUUCGGGUCCAACUCCAACCUCAACACGCCCGCCUCCCAGCUCGCGCAGAUGAGGCUCGCCAGCUGCAAUAAUAUCAAUGAGAUGGGCGGUCACGGCGGCGGCGGGUCGGGCGCGGUGCUGGUGGCGCCGCUGUCCGUGCAGCCCACGCGCAAGGCGGGCGCCGCGGCCGCGCUGCGUCGCUUCUGACGGCGACACACCUCUAGUCUCACCACGCUACACGCCGCCCUACUCACGCAUUAGAGCCGUGCCCCAUUGCUCUCUGUCGAGUGGAUGUCCGUCGACGGAUCGACGCAGAAUAACGUAGACAUUGAAGUUUCGACGUACGUCAUUGUCAAAAUCUGUUUUGAAGAAAACAACGGAGCUACAUCGUGCUGCGUCGUCGCAAAGGAGCACGAAUGAGCAAUGGGGCAUGAUUCUUAGUUGGCGCGUUUAUAUUGCCUUUUGCAGCUCUAAGGCGUCAAACAUAUCACGGAUUGCAAUGGCUGAUGAACGGACACUGCAUUGCGUGGACAUGAUUGUCUUUUAGUUCGAUGCGUAGAUUGAUGGCUGCUCAGCGCACCUACAGUCUAUAAAGAGAAGAAAACUGAUUUUGAUCAUGCUUUAUUUUUUGCUAUAUGGUCUAGAUUGGCUGAUAUACACCCAGUGUUGCCAACCAAGAGGACACAGCGCCUUCAUUUAUUUUCUAUUCUAUAUAGAUUGUAACGUCUACCAGCGACGAAAUGUAUCUCGACUGGCCAGAUCAGUUUACGCAUCAAAAUUCGCAGCAAAUUAUUUCGUCGUAGACAUAUCUCUUCUCUGUGCUUUUGGCUCACGGCUCGCGAGUACAAUUUCGACGAUAUCUCUGAAAAAGGAACUGAUUUUGAAAACUGAGAUGUCGAUGGAAAGUACCUCGUUUUGUGUAAUGAUGUGGAUUCGAUCAAGAUCUAUUUACUGGUACCAGUGACGAUACUAUGAUAAACGAAUAUAGACAGGGAUGCGGCAAUGAAAAUAUUUAUUGAUUUUGAAAUGGAGAAAUACAGCCGUCGUUUUGUACGAGUGCUAGGAGUGCCUUCACGUGAAAGAGAUUGAUAUUAAAUGUGUUGGUCUUUAUUAAAUUAUUCGAUAGUAUUAUAUAAUUGUUACAAUGAACGGCUUCUAAAAAUAGAAUAUUAUUAUGUUAGAUUAUAAUUAAGCCUUGUAAUUAAUAAACGAUUGUAUUUUAUGUGUAUAUGGCAAAAAGAAAUUGCUUAAUCAUGGGAAUUAUAUUUGUUUACAACGUCGUCUUACACAUAAAAUAUAAUCGAUCGAUUCUGCUAAUCCCCAUUGGGAUGGACAUGCAACAUGCCAGUCUCAAUCGGGAUCAGUUUAUUUGUCAAUGAUGUAAAUAGAUAUCAAGCUUAUGUGUCACACAGUAAUGUUUAUUGAUAUUAUUGAGAUACUCUAAAAUAAUAUGUACAUAUUGUGAUAUUUUAAUUUAAUCAAUGAGUAGGCAUCAUAGUUUAAUGUUGUAUACUGUGGCGGAUCGCUGCCAACUAAACGAACCUUUUCGAAUAUUUUUACCAGAGUCUCACUACAGUCAUAUGUACCCGGCUAUCAUGUGUACGCAUAUGUUCAGGCAUUGUACAAAGAUCUAUAUUUAUAAAAUUUUAAAUGAUUGAUUAGAUACAAUAAACUUUUAUUUUCAAUCGAA
Plodia interpunctella (Indianmeal moth) is the source of this 5890-nucleotide messenger RNA. RefSeq names its product pebble (gene pbl). Gene Ontology annotation, molecular function: GTPase activator activity; guanyl-nucleotide exchange factor activity. The record is from RefSeq and is a predicted model, not a curated record. Bases 310 to 4407 code for a protein of 1365 amino acids. Gene Ontology annotation, biological process: mitotic cytokinesis; intracellular signal transduction; activation of GTPase activity. Gene Ontology annotation, cellular component: nucleus; cell cortex. NCBI's taxonomy places the organism in Eukaryota, Metazoa, Arthropoda, Insecta, Lepidoptera, Pyralidae. The transcript has 21 exons.